This is a messenger RNA of Dipodomys ordii (Ord's kangaroo rat), 1765 nucleotides long. RefSeq names its product tRNA selenocysteine 1 associated protein 1 (gene Trnau1ap). Gene Ontology annotation, cellular component: nucleus. Lineage: Eukaryota; Metazoa; Chordata; Mammalia; Rodentia; Heteromyidae. The transcript is spliced from 10 exons. The record is from RefSeq and is a predicted model, not a curated record. Gene Ontology annotation, biological process: selenocysteine incorporation. Gene Ontology annotation, molecular function: GTPase activity; GTP binding; tRNA binding. The coding region runs from base 92 to 1660 and encodes 522 amino acids.
CGACGCGGCGCGAGCUCCGGGGCGAUCUGGGCCGCGCGGACUGGCGCCUGGGCGCGCCGCGGAACCCGCGAGGUCCCCGCCUGGCUGCGGGAUGGCGGCCAGCCUGUGGAUGGGAGACCUGGAACCCUACAUGGAUGAGAACUUCAUCUCCAGAGCCUUUGCCACAAUGGGGGAGACCGUGAUGAGCGUGAAGAUUAUCCGAAACCGCCUCACUGGGAUCCCAGCUGGCUACUGUUUUGUAGAAUUCGCAGAUUUGGCCACAGCUGAGAAGUGUUUGCAUAAAAUUAAUGGGAAACCCCUUCCAGGAGCCACACCUGCAAAACGGUUUAAACUGAACUAUGCCACUUAUGGGAAACAACCAGAUAACAGCCCCGAGUAUUCCCUUUUUGUGGGGGACCUGACCCCAGAUGUGGAUGAUGGAAUGCUGUAUGAAUUCUUCGUCAAAGUCUACCCCUCCUGUCGGGGAGGCAAGGUGGUUUUGGACCAGACUGGCGUGUCUAAGGGUUAUGGUUUUGUGAAAUUCACAGAUGAAUUGGAACAGAAGCGAGCCCUGACGGAGUGCCAGGGAGCAGUAGGACUGGGGUCUAAACCUGUGCGGCUGAGUGUGGCCAUCCCAAAAGCGAGCCGUGUAAAGCCAGUGGAGUAUAGUCAGAUGUACAGUUACAGCUACAACCAGUAUUACCAGCAGUACCAGAACUACUAUGCCCAGUGGGGCUAUGACCAGAACACAGGCAGUUACAGCUACAGCUACCCCCAGUACGGCUAUACCCAGAGCACCAUGCAGGUAAUUGUACUUUGGCACCUCUGGCCUUCUAGGCCCGGGCUGCUGUCAGCUUUUGAGAGUUGCACAUUCAAGUCCCCGGUUCAGCAGUCUUGUGACAGGAUGGACGCGUGGCGAGGAGGGCGGGGCCGGGCUGGACCCCGUCUGCCGGCCAUGGAGACCCGGGACUGCGGCUACCAGUUCCGGAUCGCGCUGCUGGGGGACGCGGCGGUGGGCAAGACGUCGCUGCUGCGGCGCUAUGUGCGGCCCCCGGAGCCCCAGGCCGCGGCGGAGCCCGAGCCCACGGUGGGCGUCGAGUUCUACAGCCGGGUGCUGCAGCUGCCCGCGGGGCCGCGCAUCAAGCUGCAGCUGUGGGACACCGCGGGCCACGAGCGCUUCAGGUGCAUCACUAGGUCCUUUUACCGCAGCCUGGUGGGUGUCCUGCUGGUCUUUGAUGUGACAAACAGAGAAUCCUUUGAACACAUCCAAUAUUGGCACCAGGAGGUCCUUUCCACUCAGGGCCCUGACAAAGCGAUCUUCCUGCUGAUUGGCCACAAGAGUGACCUGCAGAGUACCCGCUGUGUCUCCACCCAGGAGGCUGAGGACCUGGCUGCCUCUCUGGGCAUGACCUUCCUGGAGACCUCAGCCACAAACAACUGCAAUGUGGAGCUGGCCUUUGAUGUCCUCACCACUGCCAUCCAGCAAGCCCUGCAGCAGGGACACAUCAGGCUAGAAGAGAACUGGGGGGGUCCUGUCUUCCCAGAUCCCAUGCCACAACUGGACGUGACAGAGGCCAACAAAGAAUUCAUGGAGCAGAGCGAGGAGCUGUAUGAUGCACUUAUGGACUGUCACUGGCAGCCCUUGGACACUGUGUCCUCAGAGAUCCCUGCUCUGUUGUAGCUGGGACAGAGGACAAAGGAGGAUGGACUAUUAGCAAUUGGACACAUUUUUAAACUGUCCACUUUUACUUUUGGAAAUGAUUUGUAAGAUUUAAAUAAACUAUUU